Messenger RNA from Punctularia strigosozonata HHB-11173 SS5, 1002 nucleotides. RefSeq lists its product as uncharacterized. The transcript is spliced from 2 exons. Gene Ontology annotation, molecular function: D-alanine-D-alanine ligase activity; ATP binding. The record is from RefSeq and is a predicted model, not a curated record. Gene Ontology annotation, biological process: peptidoglycan biosynthetic process. Bases 1 to 1002 code for a protein of 333 amino acids. NCBI's taxonomy places the organism in Eukaryota, Fungi, Basidiomycota, Agaricomycetes, Corticiales, Punctulariaceae.
AUGAGCGCUCGUCUGGAACAACCACUCAACAUAGGCUUCACCUUUGACCAAAAAUCUGCAUAUCUCGCUGAAGGUUACUCGGAGGCAGAGUGCAUCGUGCUCGACUCGGACGAGACCAUAGAGAGUAUCGCAUCUGCACUCUCGCUGUUGGGCAACGUUGAUAAGAUCGGUAACAUCAAGUCACUGGUGCGACGGCUUGCUCAAGGGCAGAGCUGGGACGUCGUCUUCAAUAUGUGCGAGGGCUUAUCUGGCAGUGCGCGUGAAGCACAGGUUCCUAGCCUCUUGGAGGCACACCGCGUCAACCACGUUUUUUUCCAACGCCUCAACUUACUCCGUAUGCAUGAACAAGGCGACAACCAAGUCCGUACUUACCAGAUGUCCCUCUCCGUUGCCAUCGCGAGCUCUGUACAGAAAGCCGCGCUCGAGACUUUGCCGCUCUUCGUCAAGCCCGCCUGCGAAUGCUCUGGCCAAGGUGUGGAUAUUUCUUCCCUGAUCACCCGCGAAGACGACUUUCCCGCGGUCAUUUCAAGCCUCACAAAACGCUUCCCGGAGCAGGACUUGUUGGUCGAGAAAUUUCUAUCAGGAAGGGAGUUCACAGUCGGUAUCAUCGGGACAGCGGAGCUUGCCGUUGUCAUCGGUGUUACCGAGCUCGUGUUCAGACCCACAUCGGCAUCCCCUUUGGGGAAUCCUCAUGCUCGCGAGUGCAGUAUUUACGGCGCAGCGGAGAUGUCGGACUGGCAGCACUGCCCGCAUUACAUAUUCUAUGAUGUCGGUGGGUCAGUCGUCGACCAUCCGGCGAUUCGCAUGUUGCAACAGAGAGGCGUCGCAUCUCGAAUCCGCCCCAUGGAUCAGGUCAUCGCGGACGUUUCCGAGAUAGCUCUUCGGGCAUGGCACGCCCUUGGGUGCCGUGACGGCGGUCGGGUAGAUGUCCGGUAUGACCGGAUGGGAACCGAUGCGAAGCCUCAUGUCAUAAAGGUCGGCUUGAUCCAGGGUCUCCGGUAA